AAGAGAGAGAGGAGGAGGCCGCGGAGGCGGAGGCGGAGGCAGGGGAGGAGGAGCGGCGGCGAGCGGGUGACCAUGGAGGAGGAGGAGGAGCCCAGAGGCGCCUCACCAGAUGAGCCCCACGAUGAGGCGGGGGAGGUCCCCGGCCUGCCUGACGGAGACCCCGGCCUGGCCGCCAGCCCGGCCCCCUUGCCCUCGGCCCUCAUCCUGCGGGCCCUCCAACAGGCCGUAGGGGGUUCACUGCAGGGGGAGCUGAGCGGUGAGAAAGAUGUUUCUCGAGCUCGGGGUCCCCGAAGGAAACGCUGCCGGAGCCCCAGAGCCGAGAUGUGCCUCAGGGGCGCGGGCGGGACGGAUGCGGCUGCCGUGGUGGACCUUGCCGCCCGUAGCUUUCUGGCGGGGCUUCUGGGAGUGCUUGAGCCCCCCGACUCCUGGGUCCCCGGCCGCCCGGACCUCCCGGCUAUGGAGGAAGAGCCCGCUGAGAUGCUGGAGCUGGUGGCCGAGGUCCAUCUGGGGGAUGGGGCUCCCCUCUCUCUCCCCAUCUCCCACCCCCUGCACAGCAGCCGGGCCUGGAGGGUCGGCAAGUCAGGGUCUCUGCUGCAGCCGGGCCUCCUGGGCCCCGGCUCCCCCCUCCUAGUCCGGACCCGGCCCCGCCCCGGUUCGCUCCCCCCCAACCGACUCCCCGAGUGGGCACCCCGGCCGGGGCUUUGUGGGGGGCAGGGGAGGCCGGAGGAGGGCAAGCUGUCCCUGGAGGUGGUCACCACCGGGGCCCCCUUUCCCCCGGCGGCCCCACCUCUGGACUCCGAGAUCGAGGAAGGGGAGAUCGUGCAGCCCGAAGAGGAACUGCGCUUCGCCCCCGUGGCCCUGUUUCGGGGAGCCGGGGGCCGUGCGCCCCGGCCCACGCCCCCUUCGGCCGGAGCCGCCUCCGCUGCCACCACCGCCACCCCGGCCGCGCCGCUCCCUCCUCCGCCGGCCCGGGGCCCCGAGGGUGACGACUUCCUGUCCCUGCACGCGGAGUCCGACGGGGAGGGGGCCCUGCAGGUGGACCUGGGCGACCCUGUCCCUGCCGCACCUCCUGCCACAUCCAGCGACCCCCGCUGGACCGGCCUGGAUCUCCGGCGCAAAAUCCUGACCCAGCGGCGGGAGCGCUAUCGGCAGCGGUCUCCCUCCCCGGCCGUGACGCCCACUGCCCCGCCGCAGCCGCCCCGGAAGAAGUCCAAGCGGGAUCUGGCGGGGGCCAAGGGCCGCCCCGCCCGGUCCCGCGAGCCCCGGCCCCCCUGGGCCCCAAGGCAGGUGCGGAUCACAAGCCCAGCUCGGUCCUCCGCCCCGCCCGCCCGUUCCUCACCACGGCCACGGUCAUCCUGGUCCCGAGCCCGAGAGGGGCGAGGCCAGGUCGUCCCGGGGGCGGCAGGGGGUCCGGCCCGCCCCCUUCCUCCCUCCCGGGGGCCCGGACCAAACACCGGGAAUAGCAACAGAAGAAGAAAAGCGGUCCCGGGUCUCGGGGGGCGGGGGGGGGACCCCGAGAAGGUGUCGGGGGCCGGGACGGAGCGGGAGAGCCGGCGGCGGGGGGCCGUGCCCCCGUCCAUUCAGGACCUCACGGACCACGACCUCUUUUCCAUCAAGCGGACCAUCACGGUGGGGAGGGCCGAGAAGCCCGCUUCCCGCUCGGCCUCCUCAGCCGGAGGUCCCGCCCCGGCCUCGCCCCUGCCCAAGCGAGAGGUUCUCUAUGACUCAGAGGGGCUGAGCUGUGAGGAGAGGGGGGGCGGGGGCGGGAAGGGGUCCAGGGGCAAGGGUCGGGCGACCCGGCCCCCCAGGGGGGAAGGGGCUUCGAGGGGCGGGCGGGAGGCGGGACAAAGGGCUCCAAGACCCGCCUUCCUCGGGCAAAAGCGCCCCAAGACCCCCAGCCAGCGGGGAAGUCAAGCUUCGUCAAAGUGGAUCUUGAUCCGAGAAGGGCUCUCCCCACGUCCUUCUGCCUCCCCAGUGACCGCCCUGCUCUUCAAGAUGGAAGAGGCCAACCUGGCCAGCCGGGCCAAAGCCCAGGAGCUGAUCCAGGCCACCAAUCAGAUCCUCGGCCACGCCAAGCCGCCCUCGGCCCUGGGUGGGGCUCAGGCCCCCGGGGGGACCGUGCUGGGGCUCCCCCCCGGGCCUUCGGGCUACCUGCUUCACGGUGGGGGCGGCAUGGGGCUGCCUCUAGGAGGCUGCAGCUCCUCUCCCCCUUCACCUGGAGGCUUGGCCGGAGGCCCUGACCGGCGGGAAGGCAGCAGCAGCUCCGAUGGGCGGAUGGACACCGACAAAUACCUGAAGAAGCUGCACACGCAGGAGCGGGCAGUGGAGGAGGUGAAGCUGGCCAUCAAGCCCUACUACCAGAAGAAGGACAUCACCAAGGACGAAUACAAAGACAUCCUGAGGAAGGCAGUGCACAAGAUCUGCCACAGCAAAAGCGGGGAGAUCAACCCCGUGAAGGUGAGCAACCUGGUCCGAGCCUACGUCCAGCGCUACCGAUACUUUCGCAAGCACGGCCGCAAGCCUGGCGAUCCCUCGGGGCCCUCGCGCCAGUCCAAGGAGCCGGCGCCCCCUGACAAGUGCGGCCCAGUCCUGCCCGUGCCCCCACUCUGAGCCCCGACAUAUUUAUGUCUCUCCUUCCUCCCUUCUCCCCCCCACUGCCACGGCUUGGUGGGAUUGGGGGGCAUUGCGGGAGGGGACCCGUCUGGCCCCGCUAGCCUUCUCCCCACCCCCCCAGGCCUACUUCUUCCUUUCUCUUUGUGCCCUCUAUUCUCCAGCCCUAGUUAAGGAUUUCAUGAAAUGUUACACCCUCCA
This is a messenger RNA of Sarcophilus harrisii (Tasmanian devil), 2811 nucleotides long. RefSeq names its product SR-related CTD associated factor 1 (gene SCAF1). Gene Ontology annotation, molecular function: RNA polymerase II C-terminal domain binding. The transcript has 12 exons. Bases 73 to 2610 code for a protein of 845 amino acids. NCBI's taxonomy places the organism in Eukaryota, Metazoa, Chordata, Mammalia, Dasyuromorphia, Dasyuridae. The record is from RefSeq and is a predicted model, not a curated record.